AUGUUCAGCGAAUUAGGUGAAUACUUGAAUCAGCGACCAUACGACAUUACGCCACAAACCAUAUGUAGCAACAACGAAUUCCGGCCCGCGUAUCCUCAGGGUCUGUUCAAUACAUUAUUAUGUAUGGAAGUGGCGACAAUAUUUUAUUAUAUGGAGGGAUUGAAUAAACACGGCACCGCGCAGAGUAGUACGGAUCCAGGAGAACGCGAGCUGCGGAACUACUUAAGGUGCAUGAUAGGGACCUGGACCCUCAUGAGGUUACAUGGCAACAAAUGUAACAUCAGAGAAAUAACGAAACAUGUUUCCACAUUCAUGGGUACGCUGGCGGAAGGCUUCAAUGCUGCAACUAAUAGACACAAAUGUGCUUGGGUUAAAUUUGAGGAACUAAAAAUUGGAACACGCCUUAUGGGGGAAGCAAUGGAACAAUGGGUAACCCAAUGGAAAAGCCGAAGGCCUAAGAUACCUCAGGGCAUUAGAGCACGAGGAUGUGAUCAGGUCGGAGGAGGGCGGAUGCGGGCAGGAAGUGGAGAAGGAGAUGGACCAAGCAACAACAUUGAUAUAUUGAAAAGUGAAAAUUUGGACACAGUGGCGGCGUGGAUCGAGAAGAAGGAGUACCUACCGAAAGCUAGCGUAAGCGACAUAAUGGUAAAAGUCGGAAAUAGUCAGAACACGCAACAAGGUAAAAAAAUAUUAGACGACGCAAUAAACACUUGGGACCAGGAAAGGAAUAAAAUAUCAUCCAAUGCAGCAGAGACAUCAUCAACACCAGCAGCUCCAUCGGGCGGGUCAGAACACGGUAAUCAGGAUGCAUCCACUAAUACCAGCGGUCAACAACCACAAGCAGGACGCAGACCGCCUGCCGCACCUCCGCACCCGGAUGAGAAGGAAAAGAGCAAGAAGGCAGAUGCGACGACUAACGGGAAGAAACAACAGGGGGAGAACGACCAGGGGGACAAGAAGGCCAGAGAAAAAGCAGAUCAGACAGGGGUGUCGUCAGCGCCAACAACUUCCACAAAUGCACAAACACCGUCCGCCCCAGCACCCAAAGGGAGAUCAGAAACAUCUGGUGCGGACACGCGGGUCCCAACAUUACCACCCGUACCACAACCCCCACUGGCGGCACCACCACCAGCACCCUCACACCCGAUACCCAGUGUUGUCACUAAUCAAGGGGCAGGGGACACCACAACAGGAACAGGGGACCCCGGUACUCCAGGUAGGGGAACAAAUGAAACUACGAGCAGGGACACGUCCACGGGAACUGCCACUGGUAACGUACAAAAAUGUACGCAACUGGAGGAUGCAGGCGAGGACCCGGUGUUUGAGUGUCCAGAGAGGGAACUGCAAGAUACGGGAAGUGUGCAUGUCCCGGAUGAGGUAGAUGACCUCAUUGGCAACGGCCCCAUGGGUGUCCACGGAGCUUCCCGUUCCAUAGAAGUAUCUGAGGGGACCUCCGUUACUGCUCCCGUAUUACCCCCAGGUACGAAUAAUGCACAGUCAGGAAAGGAAGAAAGAACAAAAAAUAAAAUAAAAUAA
Molecule: messenger RNA, 1536 nt
Organism: Plasmodium fragile
Lineage: Eukaryota; Apicomplexa; Aconoidasida; Haemosporida; Plasmodiidae
Exons: 2
Coding region: 1-1536 (511 amino acids)
Source: RefSeq, a predicted model, not a curated record